GCAUAACAGCGUUGUUAACACUUUAAAAAUGGGUACCGAUACAAUGGGACAUGUAAGAGAUAAUUAUGAAAAAAGAAAAAGCAAAGUUAGUUCUUCCAAUGAUUUCGCGUUCAAGCCAAUCGCUUUUACGAGAAAAUUAGAUGUUGGAUCCCCGCCUAAAGCUGGAGCCUUUACUCACAAGCCACUUAAAUGUGAUACUCAGUUCAGAAUAUUUUAUGACCGUGGAGAUUUCCCUGUGGCGUUAGAACAUGAUAGCAAGGGAAAUAAAAUUGUUUGGAAAGUUGAUAUCGAGAAGUUGGAUUAUCACCAUUACCUCCCACUCUUUUUCGAAGGUUUGGCAGAAACUGAACAUCCAUAUGAAUUCUUUGCCCGGCAAGGUGUACAUGACCUACUGGAGCACGGUGGAAACAAAAUACUGCCCGUAAUACCUCAGCUUAUAAUUCCUAUAAAGUCAGCGCUUAACUUGCGUCAGCAUAAAGUUUGCUGUACAGUUCUCAAAGCUAUUCAACAUUUAGUUGUUUCUGGUGAAAUGAUCGGGGAAGCCCUUGUACCUUACUACAGACAGUUGUUACCAGUCAUGAAUACCUUUAUAAAUAAAAAUAAAAAUUUGGGAGAUGGAAUCGACUACAGCCAGCAGAAGCGAGAGAACUUGGGUGAUUUAGUUCAUGAAACUUUACAGAUACUCGAGAUGCAUGGUGGAGAAAACGCUUUUAUUAAUAUCAAAUACAUGGUACCAACCUACGAAUCAUGCGUAUUCCAGUGAUUUGAAGUGUUGUCAAAAUGUUGUGUUUAUUACUAUACAGAUCAUAUUUUGUAGACUGUAGUUUUGUAAUGACUUUUAUACUUCAAUUUAAUCACCUUCCGUCAGGUGCUGACCAAAUUUUUGGUAGUAAAUAUAAAUAAUCUGUAGUGGUUAUCCUGGUAUAUGUAAAUUUUUGUCCCUUCUAUUCAUGAACUACCCCUAAUCAAAGUUUUCUUUUUUGUUAAAGUUGUGGUGUUUUGUAAUUGUUUAUGAUAUUUGUUCCUACCUUUUAUGCAGUCAGCAUGUCAUUAUCUGUUAUAAAGUGCUUAAUAGCUUGUAUAUUUCAAACGAAUAUUGAACGGAGCAGUAGGUGGUUUGAAAUGCCAGUUUCAGACGCAAGACAUAGAUCCUUUUUGUUUUUUUAUGCGUGAAUUUUUACUAGCUCAAUUUAGCUGAGGAUUUUUCUAUCGGGUGCUCACUAUAACCUUGUCCUGUAGUGGUGUGUAACGCAGCCAA
Molecule: messenger RNA, 1258 nt
Organism: Trichobilharzia szidati
Lineage: Eukaryota; Metazoa; Platyhelminthes; Trematoda; Strigeidida; Schistosomatidae
Source: the annotation of a GenBank genome assembly